AUGGCCAAUUCCUCUGUUGUGUUGAUAUGCAUUCAAAACCCAGACUUCAUCAAUAUAACAGUGACACACGUCUACCAAAAUUUCAUUCAAUUCGGUACAAUCGAAAAAAUACUUAUCUUCGAGCGAAAUAAACCAAUUUGGAAAGCUUUGGUUCAGUUCGAUAGUGUCCGAUCUGCUCUAAGUGCACUUCAAUUAAAUAAUACAAUCAUGCAUGGACUUUCAAUAUUAGUUUAUGAGUCGAAUCGCAAGGGUCUUGACUUCCAAGCUAGAAACCAAUAUGCAAGAUACUACACUGCCCAACAAGUUUAGGGUAUAGUGCAUUCAACUGAGUUGCCAAAGACAGACCCAAUAAACAAAUGGCUCCCUCAUUCUUAAAUAUUGCCUCCUUAAACUGGAAUGCCUCCCAUACCAACAUAAUUUGCAGAAGCGCUAAACUUCGAUAAAGCUGAUGGUGCAUCUGAUUACGAUUCACAAGAAGAAGCAACUGAAGACAAAUAAGAAGAAUUGUCCAAUCAAUUUGUCAAGUGUAUGGGUGACAAUCUAACCUAACUCUUUCAGUUCUCACCAGGAUAGCGUAUUUCCACUUCAUAACAAUUGCCAAAUAACAUCCAAGUGGAAAAAUAGAUCUUUCAAUCUGAAAUUCUUCCACAAAAAAAACUGAUCACAAAGGUACUCUAUGCCAAUUGGUUUGAUCCUAAAUAGACAUCCAUGACUAUGAUUUAUAAUAUUUUUAGCACCUUUGGAAACAUCUAAAAGAUGAUCUACUUCAAGACUAAAUGCAAUGUCUUAAUCGAAUACUCGACUGAAGUCAGUGUUAAAUUCUUAUUGACUAAUUUCAACGAAGGAAAUCCCACUCUUUUUGGUUAAAAAUUGAAAGUUUAUCCAUCCAAUUACGAAUUCAUAUUCUUCAGAAAUUGCGAAGAAGGCCAAUUACCUAAGAAUACAGAAGAGGAGGAGUUUUAUUUAGGAAAUGAGGCAUCCUUUAGAUACAAAGAUAAUAAUUUCAAAUAUUUGGUCUCACCUUCCUAAUAAAUUAUGUUAACAAAUCUGAAAAAGGAAUUCUGUGAGGAAGGCAUUAUUUAUGACACCUUUUCUAAAUUUGGAUAAAUAGAGAAAAUUAAAAUAUUUUGUGAAGAAAAAAAUAAAAACAAGUGUCUCAUCCGUUAUUAAGAGCUAGAUUCAGCUAUGCAAGCCAUGGCAAUCAUGCAUAAUUACGAGUAUAACAAAAGGAAAAUUUAGAUUUUUUUUUCUAAAAAUAAAACUUGA
Molecule: messenger RNA, 1266 nt
Organism: Paramecium tetraurelia
Lineage: Eukaryota; Ciliophora; Oligohymenophorea; Peniculida; Parameciidae
Exons: 7
Biological process (GO): regulation of RNA splicing
Cellular component (GO): nucleus
Molecular function (GO): mRNA binding
Source: RefSeq, a predicted model, not a curated record